Molecule: messenger RNA, 657 nt
Organism: Trichomonas vaginalis G3
Lineage: Eukaryota; Parabasalia; Trichomonadida; Trichomonadidae
Product: acetylation-dependent protein binding
Exons: 1
Coding region: 1-657 (218 amino acids)
Molecular function (GO): protein binding
Source: RefSeq, a predicted model, not a curated record
AUGAAUGAUUUUGAAAAGCGUCAAUGUCUACAUCUAACGAACAAAAUGAUCCAUAAGGACCUUUGUCAUGUUUUUAAGGACAAAGUCGACCCAGAACGUGAUGGAGCGCCUGAUUAUUACAAAAUUAUCAAACAUCCAAUUGAUUUAACAACAAUUAAGCGAAAAUUAAACUCAAAUGAAUAUAAGUCGAUUGAACAAUGGGCUGAUGAUGUAAAUUUGGUAUGGAAAAAUGCAAAAACUUACAACAACGAAGGAAGUGUUAUCCAUUUCAUUGCACAAGAGCAAGAAAUAUGGUUUGCGCGUAAAUACAAAAAUAUUCCAAGAACAAAAGACGAAGAAUGGGUUUAUCAGCUCCAAAAGGCUACAAAAAUUUUAUCUAGGUUAGCCACACAACCUCCUAACUCAAUAGUCCCAUCAGCUAAUGUUUUAUUUGAUUUAACAAAGAUCCAAGCAGAACUUGCACCUCUUCAGACAGUUACAUUCGCCCCAGUUGAGAAUAAGCCACCAGAGCCAGAACCAGUAGAAGAACAGCCCAAAUCAGAAACACCUGAAGUUAAGGAACCAGAACCUGCCGAAGAAACUCAACCAAACCAGCAACAGCAAGAAAAUGCUGAAUUACCUGUUCAAGAAGCAAGUGAUUAUAUAGAUGAUUUAUAA